Molecule: messenger RNA, 3447 nt
Organism: Chaetomium fimeti
Lineage: Eukaryota; Fungi; Ascomycota; Sordariomycetes; Sordariales; Chaetomiaceae
Product: PAB-dependent poly(A)-specific ribonuclease subunit PAN2
Exons: 8
Coding region: 1-3447 (1148 amino acids)
Biological process (GO): mRNA processing; nuclear-transcribed mRNA poly(A) tail shortening
Cellular component (GO): PAN complex; P-body
Molecular function (GO): poly(A)-specific ribonuclease activity; nucleic acid binding; protein binding
Source: RefSeq, a predicted model, not a curated record
AUGGAUGCGGACUGGGACGAGGUCACCCGCAUCGCCUUCCCGGCGCCCGGCUCCAAUGACUACCCCCGGCCGGCCACCGCCUUAGCUUUCGACACCAUCGCCGAGCUACUAUGGGCGGGCAACGACCGAGGCCGUGUGGUCUCGUUCUACGGCCGCGACCUACAGCGGUACACGGCUUUCAAAAUCCACCCCCCGUCCGAAGGCCCAAUACGACAAUUCCUUUUUCAUGACAAAGGUGUCAUCGCGCUCGGCACCCGGAGCGUGCACAUGGCGAUGCGUAGGGGACCGGCGCUCUGGAAUAUUCGGCAUGACGAAAUGAAAGACCUGCAAUGCAUGAGUUUUACCUCGAAGGGCGCCUCCGAGAUUAUCGUCGCCGGGUUUCAAGACACCAUGUUUGUUAUCGAUGUCAUCAAGGGGGAGAUUGUCAAGCAGAAAAGCAAAUAUAUUUGCGCCGCCACCCGGACCGGCUGCGUCGACCUCCUCGACCCCAUCUCGUUCAAAACCGUUCGAAGUUGGCAAGCCCAUGCAUCGUACAUCAACGACAUGGACGCUCAGAAUGACUUCAUCGUUACCUGCGGAGGCUCCCUUAAGCAGCAGGCCGCUCAGACCUACAUGCUAGAUCCAUACGUCAACGUUUUUGACCUAAAGAACAUGACAUCGAUGAAACCAAUGCCGUUUCCGCCCUUAGCAGCCCACGUCCGGUUACACCCGAGAAUGCUCACCACCAGCAUCGUAACCUCUCAGCAUGGACAGAUGCACGUGGUGGACAUAAUGAACCCUAACACGAGCAAUGUGCGGUACGCAAAUGUGAUGUCGUUCAUCAACCUCUUCGAGAUGGCACCUUCAGGAGAGGCUCUCGCCAUGGCCGACACCGAGUGCAACAUUCAUCUCUGGGGUUCACCCUCCAAAAUCCACUUCACCGACAUGGCCCUCCCAAUCGAAAUGCCAAAGGCGGAGGAGCCCGCUCCUAUGCUCGACUGGUCUCCAGAUACCCCCUUGAGUUCGAUAGGGAUGCCCUACUACCGUGAACAACUAUUCUCCGCCUGGCCUUCCGACAUCAUCUCCGACGUUGGUGCUCCGCCGGUGCAGCUAGACCCGGCACUUCUAGGUACCCUCAAGCAGACCGAGUGGGGCUUGUACGGCAGGAACACGCGAGGUCUGCGGCGCAACCAGGUCGAAGAUACACGAGCAUGCAUGAAACCAUCCAUGCAGCCGCCGAAGUUCUUAAGCGAGAAGGCGCGCGAAUCGGCCAUGUCUUAUAGCGCCACUGUACCCGAUCCCAAGACAGAGCAGGUACCCGAGUCGUCACCAAAUGAACUCGAGAGCCUGAAACCCGAGGCGCCGCCAAUCUAUCGGAAUCUGGAAAUCAAAUAUAGCAAGUUCGGUGUGGACGACUUUGAUUUCGGCUACUACAAUAAGACACGGUACGCCGGGUUAGAGAACCACAUUCCGAACUCAUAUGCGAAUUCACUUUUGCAGCUCAUACAUUAUACCCCUCUUUUGCGGAACAUGGCCCUUCAACAUGCCGCCACCGCGUGUGUGACUGACCUGUGUUUGCUGUGCGAGUUGGGUUUCGUUUUCGACAUGCUACAGAAGGCAGAAGGCUCAACAUGCCAGGCAACAAACAUGUUCAAGGCAUUGGGCGCCACGCCACAAGCUGCGCCUUUGGGCCUACUCGAAGAGGAAAUACAUGUUCCGUCACUGUCGACCAUGUCACAGGGGCUGAGUAGAUUCCUAUUUGACAGAAUCAACCACGACUACCGGAGCAUAUCCCCGAUUUCAACCACACUAGAGCAAACGCUCUUCAAGCUCCCGCAGCCUCCUACUCCGGACGAGUUGGUAUCAAGGGUCCUUGCGACAUCAGCCGUGGUCACGAUCAAAUGCAUGAAUUGCCGAAGCGAGACUACGCGUCCUGGCACGGCACAAGUCAACGAUCUGAUGUACCCGCCGCCGAAGGGCUCCGCCCGAGGCGGUAGAAUGCACAAGACGACAUUCUCCCAGGUGUUCAAAACGGGAGUUGAGAGAGAGACUGCGUCUAAGGGGUGGUGCAGUCGCUGUCAGCGAUACCAGAACCUGCAGAUGCGCAAGACGAUACAUAGCGUGCCGGCAGUGCUCGCUAUCAACACGGCCAUCGCUAACCAGGAACAUCGGAGGCUCUGGUCGACGCCGGGAUGGCUACCAGAGGAGAUUGGAAUUAUAGUAGACCAGGGGCAGUUUUUCUGCUUCGAGGGCGAGGACUUGAAGCUCCACCUCCAACGGGGCAUGCACAAUAUCACGGUCUACUCGUUGAUCGGGAUGGUGGUCAACAUUGAGAGCAGCUCGCCUCAGAAGACCCACUUAGUGAGCGUGAUCAAUGUUGCACACGCGGAUGCAGCACCGUCAACGGAGAGCAAGUGGCACCUGUUCAACGACUUCUCGGUACGGCCUAUCUCAACGGCGGAGGCGUUAACGUUCAACGCGGCAUGGAAGCUGCCCGCUGUAUUGCUGUUCCAAGUUAAGGCCGCGAACAACAAGACCAACAUGGACUGGAAAACCAAGUUAGACACAUCGAUUCUAUACAAGGAUCUAACGCCGCACACGGACGAAAAAACGUACCGGGUGCUUGACCUGGAGGCGGAGCGACCAGGUCCGGACACGAUCGUGGGGUUAGACACUGAGUUUGUGUCGCUAAAGCAGCCCGAGAUCCAAAUGAACUCGGACGGCGAGAGGGAAACGAUUCGGCCCAUGUCGCACGCCCUGGCGAGAGUAUCUGUCGUGCGGGGCCAAGGUGAGCACGAAGGAGACGCCUUCAUCGACGAUUACAUCGCUAUCCGGGAACCCGUCGUGGACUACCUGACGCUCUACUCGGGUAUCACACCCGGCGAUCUCGAUCCGCGCACCACCAAGCACAACCUCGUGUCUCUCAAGGUGGCGUACAAGAAACUCUGGGUGCUUCUCAACCUGGGCUGCAAAUUUCUCGGCCACGGCCUCCGGCAAGACUUCCGUGUCAUCAACAUCCAGGUGCCCCGCACGCAGGUGAUCGACACUAUUCAGGUCUUCUACCUCAAGUCACGGCUUCGCAAGCUGUCGCUCGCCUUCCUAGCCUGGUACCUGCUUAAGGAGGACAUCCAGCUGGAGACGCACGACUCGAUCGAGGAUGCGCGCACCGCGCUGAAGCUGUACCGCAAGUACCUCGAGUUUGACGACGCGGGCAUCCUGGAGGCCAUGCUCGAGGAUAUCUACAAGGCGGGGCGAGCUACUAACUUCAAACCGCCGCGAAAGGACGAUCAGGUCAUCCAGCGGACGGACACGCCGCCCGUCACGGUGAUUGAGGGGAGCAGUGGCAGCGGGGCUGACCCGUGCACGCCCGCCCGUAAGUCGGUUGGGCGCGGGAUAAGUUCCGGAGGCACACCGUUCGGGGUGGUGAAUGUCUUCACGCCAGGGAAGGGGUCGCCUUUGCCGAAGUGA